Messenger RNA from Sciurus carolinensis (gray squirrel), 1934 nucleotides. Its product is annotated as cleavage and polyadenylation specificity factor subunit 6-like. Lineage: Eukaryota; Metazoa; Chordata; Mammalia; Rodentia; Sciuridae. The record is from RefSeq and is a predicted model, not a curated record. Gene Ontology annotation, cellular component: mRNA cleavage and polyadenylation specificity factor complex. Gene Ontology annotation, molecular function: mRNA binding. Gene Ontology annotation, biological process: mRNA alternative polyadenylation.
AUGGCGGACGGUGUGGACCACAUAGACAUUUACGCGGAUGUGGGCGAAGAGUUCAACCAGGAAGUGGAAUAUGGCGGGUAUGAUCAGGUAGAUUUAUAUGAUGAUGUCAUCUCUCCAUCUGCAAAUAAUGGAGAUGCCCCAGAAGACCGGGAUUACAUGGAUACUCUCCCCCCAACUGUUGGUGAUGAUGUGGGUAAAGGAGCAGCACCAAAUGUUGUCUAUACCUAUACUGGAAAAAGAAUUGCAUUAUAUAUUGGAAAUCUAACAUGGUGGACAACAGAUGAAGACUUAACUGAAGCAGUUCAUUCUUUGGGAAUAAAUGAUAUUUUGGAGAUAAAAUUUUUUGAAAAUCGGGCAAAUGGCCAAUCAAAGGGAUUUGCCCUUGUUGGUGUUGGAUCUGAGGCAUCGUCAAAAAAGUUAAUGGAUCUGUUGCCUAAGAGAGAACUUCAUGGUCAGAAUCCUGUUGUAACUCCCUGCAAUAAACAGUUCCUGAGUCAAUUUGAAAUGCAGUCCAGGAAAACUACACAAUCAGGACAGAUGUCUGGGGAAGGUAAAGCUGGUCCUCCAGGAGGCAGUUCACGAGCAGCAUUUCCAUAAGGUGGUAGAGGAUGGGGCCGUUUUCCAGGGGCUGUUCCCGGUGGGGACAGAUUUCCUGGGCCAGCAGGACCAGGAGGGCCACUCUCACCUCUUCCAGCUGGACAGACUCCACCACGUCUGCCCUUAGGUCCUCCAGGUCCACCUGGCCCACCAGGGCCUCCACCUCCUGGUCAGGUUCUGCCUCCUCCUCUAGCUGGGCCUCCUAAUCGAGGAGAUUGCCCUCCACCACCAGUUCUAUUUCCUGGACAACCUUUUGGUCAGCCUCCAUUGGGUCCACUUCCUCCUGGGCCUCCACCUCCAGUUCCAGGUUAUGGCCCCCCUCCUGGGCCACCACCUCCACAACAGGGACCACCUCCACCUCCAGGCCCCUUUCCACCUCGCCCACCUGGUCCACUUGGGCCACCCCUUACACUUGCUCCUCCUCCGCAUCUUCCGGGACCACCUCCAGGUGCCCCGCCAGCAGCUCCACAAGUGAAUCUGGCUUUCUUUCCUCCACCAACUAACAGCAGCAUUCCUACAUCAGAUAGUCGAGGUCCACCACCAAGAGACCCAUAUGGCCGACCUCCACCAUAUAGGGGUGACUAUGGCCCUCCUGGAAGGGAAAUGGAUACUGCGAGAACACCAUUGAGUGAAGCUGAGUUUGAAGAAAUCAUGGAUAGAAAUAGGGCAAUCUCAAGCAGUGCUAUUUCAAGAGCUGGUGAUUAUGGGAGUGCUAUUGAGACAUUGGUAACUGCAAUUUCUUUAAUUAGACAAUCCAAAGUAUCUGCUGAUGAUCGUUGCAAAGUUCUUAUUAGCUCUUUGCAAGAUUGCCUUCAUGGAAUUGAAUCCAAGUCAUAUGGUUCUGGAUCAAGACGUGAACGAUCAAGAGAGAGGGACCAUAGUAGAUCACGAGAAAAGAGUCGGCGUCAUAAAUCCCAUAGUAGAGAUCGCCAUGACGAUUAUUAUAGAGAGAGAAGCAGAGAACAAGAGAGACACCCGGAUCGUGACCGAGACCGUGACCGAGAGCGAGAGUAUCGUCAUCGUUAGAAGCUGAAGGAAGAGGAACACCUUCCAAGACAAAACAGUCUUCAUGGGGGAAAAAUGACGCUUGUCCAGCAGUUUGCUUCUUGUGAUUGAACUGAACCUGUAAGGAUUCAUGGAUAAACUGAACAGGAAUAGAUCUGAAUAAAGCAAAUCUGCAUAAAUGGUAACCAGUAGCUCUACUUUUAUUUUUUAUGUUGCUUAACUGUUUUAUUUGAAGGAAACCUGUGUGAUUUAAAAAGUUAAUAGCUUUUGCAACUUUAUUACUGGUUAUAUACAUUUGGCCAUUAUAAUGUGCAAGCAAUUGGAAAAAAAAA